Molecule: messenger RNA, 2271 nt
Organism: Jaculus jaculus (lesser Egyptian jerboa)
Lineage: Eukaryota; Metazoa; Chordata; Mammalia; Rodentia; Dipodidae
Gene: Pgs1
Product: phosphatidylglycerophosphate synthase 1
Exons: 10
Coding region: 1-1650 (549 amino acids)
Biological process (GO): cardiolipin biosynthetic process
Cellular component (GO): mitochondrion
Molecular function (GO): CDP-diacylglycerol-glycerol-3-phosphate 3-phosphatidyltransferase activity
Source: RefSeq, a predicted model, not a curated record
AUGGCGGCGCCGGCUGCGGGGCCGGUGUUCUGGAGGCGGCUCCUGGGCCUGCUGCCUGGUCGGCCCGGGCUGGCCGCGCUCCUGGGCCGCCUCUCCGACCGCCUGGGCAGGAACCGGGAGCGCCGGCGCCGGAGGUCUCCAUGGCUGUUACUGGCUCCCUUGCUGUCCCCAGCUGUCCCCCAGGUCACCUCCCCACCUUGUUGCCUCUGCCCCGAGAGCGUGCACAGAUUCCAGUGGAUUAGAAACCUGGUCCCAGAGUUCGGAGUCUCCAGCUCUCAUGUCAGGGUGCUUUCCUCUCCUGCUGAGUUCUUUGAGCUCAUGAAGGGACAGAUAAAAGUAGCCAAGAGGCGGGUCGUGAUGGCAUCCCUCUACCUGGGGACUGGUCCUUUGGAACAGGAGCUGGUGGAUUGCCUGGAAGAGUCACUGCAGGCAAAGUUGUCUUCUGACCUGAAGGUCUCCAUUCUCCUAGACUUUACGCGGGGCUCAAGAGGCAGGAAGAACUCUCGUACUAUGCUGCUCCCACUCCUGCGCAGGUUCCCAGAACAUGUGCGUGUCUCUCUCUUCCACACACCAAACCUUCGAGGGCUCCUCCGCCUCCUUCUCCCUGAGCGCUUCAACGAGACCAUAGGCCUCCAGCACAUCAAGGUGUACCUCUUCGACGACAACGUCAUCCUGAGUGGUGCAAACCUGAGCGACUCCUACUUCACCAACCGCCAGGACCGCUACGUGUUCUUGCAGGACUGUGCUGACAUUGCAGACUUCUUCACAGAGCUGGUGGAUGCAGUGGGGGAUGUGUCCCUGCAGCUGCAGGGGGAUGACACAGUGCAGGUGGUAGAUGGAAUGGUGCAUCCUUACAAAGGUGACCGGGCUGCAUACUGCAAAGCAGCCAAUAAGCGGGUCAUGGAUGUUAUCCACUCGGCCAGGACCCGCCAGCAGAUGCUGCAUGCACAGACCUUCCAUGGUGACUCCCUGCUGAGCCAGGAAGAGGCAGCGGCGGCUGGUGACCGGAGGCCAGCACCCGAUACCUGGAUUUACCCAUUGAUCCAGAUGAAGCCAUUUGAGAUCCAGAUAGAUGAGAUAGUCACUGAGACUCUGCUGACUGAGGCUGAACGAGGCUCUAAGGUCUUCCUCACUACUGGCUACUUCAACUUGACCCAGGCCUACAUGGACCUGGUCUUAGGCACUCGGGCUGAGUACCAGAUCCUACUGGCCUCCCCUGAGGUAAAUGGCUUCUUCGGGGCCAAAGGCAUAGCUGGGGCCAUCCCAGCGGCCUAUGUUCACAUUGAGAGGCAAUUCUACAGUGAGGUGUGUAGCCUGGGUCAGCAGGAGCGUGUCCAGCUACAGGAAUAUUGGCGCAGGGGCUGGACCUUUCAUGCCAAAGGCCUCUGGCUCUACCUGGCAGGGAGCAGCCUGCCCUGUCUCACGCUGAUUGGCUCUCCUAAUUUUGGGUACAGGUCAGUUCACCGGGACCUGGAGGCCCAGAUCGCCAUCGUGACAGAGAGCCGUGCCCUGCAGCAGCAGCUCCAUCAGGAACAGGAGCAGCUGUACCUGAGGUCGGGUGUGGUGUCCUCAGCCACCUUUGAGCAGCCUGGCCGGCAUGUGAAGCUGUGGGUUAAGAUGGUGACUCCACUGAUCAAGAACUUCUUCUGAGGACAGGCAGGAACGGCCUUGAUGAAGAUGACGGGCAUGACUGGUGUCAGAUCCUUCAGCCGUGCUUCAGCAAUGACUCCAGUCUGGGUGUCCCAGCGAGCUCCUGUGGAAACAGUGUGGCCGAGGGUCAGGGCAGCCCUGGUGAGGCAGAGUCCUGGCUGGAGUGCUGGCACAAGAGGGGAGGCGCUGGCAGAGAGGCCUGCCUCACACCUCCCCAACCUUUGCAGGGACACACCACUGUCCUGGGACCCCUGAAGAGUUCAGGCCUGGUGUCGGAGGCUGAAAGUGCCAAACCUAGAGUUAUGAACUGAGGGCUUGGCAGGUGACUGUGCAUGUUGUAACGGGCCUAUGUAUCGCUGUGCUCUGAGGAACACCACUGCAGCUCUGGGGCCACAUCUGCAGAGCUGUUCAGUGUUCAGUGGCAGGAGCUGUAACUGCCGCUGAAAGUUACAGCGAAAUUCCCCAAGUCCGUCAUGUGCAGUGUCUGUCCUGUAUGUACAUAGGAUAUAAAUAAUUAUGUAUGCCUAUAUAAACACUGUCUGCCUUCAACCAGACUGCUGUCAUCAUCUCCUCAUCCUGCUUCAUCCUGUCUGGCAUUCCAAAAUAAACCUGGAGAAUGGC